AUGUCAAAGCGACGCAACGAGAGCGGUCAGAUGCGCCGCGAGGAAUACGAGGCUGCAGUAGAUGAUGUAGGAACUGAUACAUUUGAGAUUGGAAUUCAGCGUGCAAGCGAUGAGUCGAUCCGCAAGCGCAAAAUUGUCAAGGCGCGAGUCGGCAAUCGUUUACUGCCAACAACAUCCAAGGCGACAGCUGCUACUGAGGCAACUACGGAGAAAAAUAAACCGUUUGAAGGCUUUCAGGGACUCACGACGACCAAGUCUCCUGCAACAUCUAACCCUUUUGCGGACUUUUCUGGACUUACGGGUAGUUCAAAUAAAAGUGAGGUGAAGAUCGUCAGUGGCUCAAAUUCUGUAGCUGCGGGCUCAUACCAGCAAGCAAUGGAGGAACUUAAUAAGGCGUUUAUGUCUUUUGUGAAUGGCGAAGCACAAAAAUAUCCAAGCGCGAGCUGGAAUUCCUCAGUCCAGGAGUACUUGAAAUAUGCCGAGGAGAUCGCGACUAAGCAUGCGUCUACGAAGCCUGUGGCCAUCAAUGAUACAAAAUGUGCAUUUCCCUCUCCGUUUUCUCUAAAUUCAACUUCUGCUCCUGCUACAUCAAGUGUUGCACCUUUGAGCUUCGCAAUGGAAUCAGACGAAAAGACGACACCUGCGUUUUCGUUUGGAGCUCUUCCGAAGCCUGCAGCCUCCGUAUCUUCAACCCCCGCCACAAAAUUUUCAUUUGGCACUAUGACCUCUUCUAGCCUGUCAUCAAACGCACCAGGAGGACUCAGUUUUGGCACUGUAGCAUCUAGUGCUUCGAUUCCUAUUCCGACAGCCAGUGGCGAUGAAAAUGAAGAAAAUAUUGGACGCGAAGAGGCUACUGUGAUCAUCAAGGCUGAUUCCUCUGAUGAAGACUGCAAGUUUGAAGCUGAAAAGACGAAGAUUUAUGAGUUUAAAAAGGCUGAAAAGCGCUGGGCUGAUAAAGGGGUGCACCCACUUAAGAUUCUUGUCAACAAAAAGACCAACAGCUCACGAAUCCUAGUCCGAAAUGAAAUUGGCAAAAUUGUACUAAACGCGGCAUUGUACAAGGGAAUUGCUGUUCGUCCACACGAGGUUAAAGGUAAAACGACGGGCGUGACACUGGCAUUGCAAGUGAAUGACGGCGAAUUGACUCAGUAUUUGCUGAAAGUGAAUGCCGCACGUGUAAAUGAGUUUAUCAAGGCGCUUGAAUCCGCCGCCACUCAAGCUUAA
This is a messenger RNA of Plasmopara halstedii, 1224 nucleotides long. Its product is annotated as Ran-binding protein RANBP3. The transcript has 4 exons. Bases 1 to 1224 code for a protein of 407 amino acids. Gene Ontology annotation, biological process: intracellular transport. Lineage: Eukaryota; Oomycota; Peronosporomycetes; Peronosporales; Peronosporaceae. Gene Ontology annotation, cellular component: nuclear pore. The record is from RefSeq and is a predicted model, not a curated record.